AUGGAACGCCAUGGCCAUCUCGCUCUCGACCCCGAGGUACGAGAUCGGUUGCUGGCCGCCAGCGCAGCGACCCUCGACCGUCUCCUGAAACCGAUCCGUCCCACCGCGGGCAGCCGGCGCCGACGCCGGCGUCGGCAAUCGAUGGGGAAACGUGUUCCGGUACGCACCUACAAUGAUUGGAACGGACCGCCGCCGGGCUUUCUGGAGAUUGAUCUGGUGCUGCACUGCGGUGGACCGCUGUCCGGAUCAUUCAUCCACAGCCUGGUGGCCACCGACAUCUGCACCGGUUGGACCGAAGCCGUUCCCCUCCUGGCCAAGGAGCAAUCCCUGAUUGUGGAGGGACUGGAAGCCAUCGGGCAGCGGUUGCCUUUCCGUAUCCGUGGCAUCGACUCGGACAACGACAGCGCGUUCAUCAACGAGACGCUGAUCAGCGAUUCUGGGGUCGAUUCCGGUAGGGGGCAGGAUCGUACGCUAAUCGGACGCCAGGGCGAAAUCCGCGACCGCUCCAGCGAGGGCCAACACUACCGCAUGGCCGGGCUCAACCUGCUCGCCGCCAUCGUCAUUUACUGGAAUACCGCCCAUCUCGGCGAAGCGGUCAGACCGCGGAAACACGCCGGCUUGACCGUCGAGCCCGCGCUCCUGGCCCACAGCUCACCCCUUGGGUGGGCCCACAUCCUGCUCACCGGCGAAUACCGGUGA
Geodia barretti is the source of this 699-nucleotide messenger RNA. The record is from the annotation of a GenBank genome assembly. NCBI's taxonomy places the organism in Eukaryota, Metazoa, Porifera, Demospongiae, Tetractinellida, Geodiidae.